Messenger RNA from Cydia splendana, 4002 nucleotides. RefSeq lists its product as uncharacterized. Bases 1 to 4002 code for a protein of 1333 amino acids. The record is from RefSeq and is a predicted model, not a curated record. Gene Ontology annotation, molecular function: nucleic acid binding. Gene Ontology annotation, biological process: DNA integration. The transcript has a single exon. NCBI's taxonomy places the organism in Eukaryota, Metazoa, Arthropoda, Insecta, Lepidoptera, Tortricidae.
AUGGAGACAUCGACCCCCUCAACAACGGUUGACAUCCAGACAAAACGUGAUGUUACCAGGCAGUUUACUGUGAACGUCGUACCAAGAAUUACAGACAGGGUUCCGGUGACAUCCUUCAAGUAUCCUGGAGUCGACAUUGUUGCUGAUGAUGAUACAGUUGGAGAGGUUGUUGAUGUGCUCAUUGGGAAUGACUACUUUGGCGCUAUCCUCACAGGAAGAAAGAUCCAGGUGUCCGAAGACUUUUGGUUAUUGGAUACGGAUUUUGGAUGGGUGCCUUCAGGGAAGCUUGCUCCUGAAGAAAGAAGCGGAGUACUCUCAGUGGUCACAUACUGUCAAUGUCAUACUCCUAGCUGCCCAUAUUUCAGCGAGCCAGAUCUGCCUUUAAGAAACAUAGAUGUAAGGUUCUUAUGGUCAUUAGAGAACCUAGGGAUUACGGACUCUCCAAAAGCUACGAGACAAGAAGAAGCAGUUCGUCACUUCAAUGAGACAGCGCAACAUCAGGAAGGCCGGUACUUAGUGAAAUGGCCCUGGAUUGAGUACCCACCAGAUUUGCCAUCAAAUUUUGGGUUGGCCUUAGGUCGACUGAAGAGUAACCUGAAAAGACUAGACUUGCAGUUGAUUAAGGAAUAUGACUUGAUCUUGAAGGAACAACUUGACCUCGGAAUUAUAGAAGUCGUUACUAGAGGGUCAGACUUGAACGGGGACCACCCAAUUCACUACCUCGCCCACCAUAUGGUGAAACAAGAUGGCGGCGGCAAGGGGAGGAUAGUAUACGACGCUAGUGCCAAAAGUACUGGACAGAAAAGCCUCAAUGAGUGCCUUUACAGCGGACCUUCUAUGUUAGAAGACCUAACGGAGUUACUUUUGAAGUUCCGCACGAAGAGGUAUGGCAUACUGGCUGAUGUAGAAAAGGCGUUCCUACAAGUAGCACUUCAAGAGGAUGAUCGCGAUGUCACAAGAUUCCUCUGGUUAAAGGACACAACCAAGGAAGCGACGGAGGAUAACCUGCUAUAUCUGAGGUUCUGCAGAGUACCAUUCGGAGUUGUCGCGAGUCCAUUCUUACUGACAGCAACAAUCCGACAUUACAUAAGCCAGUCAAACAAGGCCUUGCUGAAACAAGUCGCUGACAAAUGCUAUGUGGAUAACCUAGUGACUGGAGCCGAUGGCCUGCAGGAGGCUAAGCAGAUCUAUGAGCAAACCAGAACAGUGUUUGAACAGCUGUCUAUGAAUAUGAGGGACUGGAUCUCAAACAACCAGAGCUUUAUGGACAUGAUACCAGAAUGUCAUAGGUCAGUCAAACAUGGACAGGUCAAAGUGCUUGGACUUAUGUGGAAUGUCGAAGAAGAUACGCUGAAACUGAAUUUGACUGAGAACCACUUCAGCACAAAUCCUCCUAUUGACACAAAAAGAAAAGUUCUUCGGGCUCUAGCACGUGUGUAUGACCCAUGUGGUUUUGUAUGCCCAUUAAUGUUGUCAAUGAAGCUGAUCUUCCAGAAUAUCUGUGAAAAGAAAUGUAAAUGGGAUACAGAACUACCUACGGAGAUGACACAGUCUGUGAAGAAAGUCAUGGAAGGUCUGAAAUCCAUAGUGGACACAGAGGUGCCUAGGUAUAUCGGGACAGAUAUCUCAAGGAGUGAUCUUAAAUAUCACUUGCACUGCUUCACAGAUGCCUCCAAAGACGCAUAUGCUGCCGUUAUCUACCUUAAAGUGAUUGAAGAUGGACAAGGAAAAUCAGUCUCGCUUUUGAUGGCAAAAUCACACGUGUCACAGACCAAAGACAAGGAUGAAUUAAAAAUUCCCAAAUUAGAAUUACUAGGAUUUCUGAUUGGAAGCAGACUCCUGAAAUAUGUAAGGAACAACCUUGAUCUUGACAUUGAGAAAGAAUAUUUGUGGUCAGAUAGUUUGGUUGUACUUAGUUGGAUGAGGUCAAACAAACUGCUCCCACCCUUUGUUGCCAACAGGGUAAACGAAAUCAAGCGUGACCAUCCUAACACAGAGAUGUUCUACGUCCACACAAAAGCAAAUCCUGCUGAUAUUGCUACGCGUCCCGAGCUGUUUGGAGAGAAAAGGCAACUUUGGUUUAACGGACCGCAGUUUCUUGCCAAGGAAGAAUCAUGCUGGCCCCAAAAUAGACUCUAUGAGGCACAUCAGAACCUUCUUUCUGUUGGGGAGGUCCUGGGUGACGACCCAGGUGAGCCGACACAGGUAGUACCCAUUGGUGAUGACGCUGACCAGAGUGAGGACCUAGAGCAAGGAAGUCCCAGUGAUCCCGUUGAACUAAUGGAUACCCAGGAUUUAAGCAUGCCUACAGAGAGUGGUGAAUAUCCUACUGAUGGAAACAUGGAACUUGACAAUCCUGAAAAUCAUAGCGAAGGAGACAUCCAGCAGCAGACCAUUGUUGCCAAAAUAGUGUCCGAGAUAAAAGAUCUACAAAGAAAGCACUUCCAAGAAGAACUAGAUGGUAAAAGGACUCAUUUAGCACGAAACCUAGAUCUCUUUGUUGAUGUGGACGGCCUUCUUAGGUGCCGUGGGCGUAUGGCAAACACCACCUGGAGCUAUGACAUGAAGUAUCCGAUACUAUUGCCAAAGAAUUCAGAGUUCACUGACAGAAUCAUAAAGGAGACUCAUGAGAGUAACUACCACGUUGGUGCUCCACAUACAUUGAGUAUCAUCAGGGAACGGUAUUGGAUACCCCAAGGGAAAGCCCAGGUGAUGAAGGUGUUAAAGCGAUGUACCCAGUGUGUCAAACACGGCGGCGGUCCGUAUCGUUUACCAGCCACACCGGCGCUGCCUCCAGAACGAGUAAAUUACAACAGACCCUUUACUUACACUGGUGUUGAUUAUCUAGGACCGUUAUUUGUCAGUACCCAGACUGGUAAAGAGAAACGUUGGGUAGCCUUAUUCACUUGUUUGACAGUAAGAGCGAUACAUCUCGAGAUCGUGAAGGACCUCUCGGCUGAAGAAUGUCUCCUAGCAUUGCGACGGUUUAUAGCUGGUAGAAACAAACCACAACGGAUGUACUCAGAUAAUGCGACUUGUUUUAAGUUGGUCGCUGCAAUGGUACAACAGCCAUACUGCGUUAAGAAUGACAUACAGUGGAAAUUCAUAUGUCAACUAGCACCGUGGCAUGGAGGGUUUUACGAGCGGCUUGUGGCCUUGGUGAAGCAUUGUCUUAAAAGAACCCUAGAAAAACACCUUCUCAAUGAUACCAGGUUACUGACGGUGAUAAAGGAAGUGGAAACAGUGCUGAAUUCAAGACCACUGACCAGAGUCGGUACAGAUGUGGAACAUGUUCUCUGCCCGGCAGAUUUCUUAAGCCUAGGACAAUGUUUGACUAUGAGACCAUCUGCUGCUGAUAUUCCGACUUGUAACACUGUUACAAAGAGUGACCUGUUUGAGAGCUGGAAGAGAGGAUACAAUAUUCUAGCAGAAUUUAAGAGAAUGUUCGUCAUGCAGUAUCUUGCUAGUCUGAGAGAGAGGUACAACAACUCACCCAAGCAGCCUAGAGUUAAAUCUUAUCGAUCACCACAAGUAGGCGACGUUGUACAGGUUAAAUCGGAUCUCAAGAACAGAAACCUCUGGAAAGUGGGGAAGAUCCACGAGCUGAUCAAGGGAAGUGAUGGUGAAUGUAGAGUAGCGAGGGUCAAGGUUGACGAUUCUACUUUAACACGUUCCAUUGGCCAUCUCUACCCUCUGGAGGUAGAUGACGAGACGCCUGAGGUAGAACCUGUAGCGGGAGGUUCGGCUGAGAUUGGAGAGGACAGCAGGGAGUUGGGAGUUCCAAACAGAGUGAAUGAUCAUCACGUACCUGUGCUCGUUGAACAACCGGAGGUCGACGCGGAUGAUCUGGCAGAGUGUGACAUGACCAGUCACAAUGAAGUCCCACCACCAGAGGAACAGCCAGAGGAAAGAGGCGUUGGCAGAAGCAAGCGGAUCGCAGCCAUUCGUGCCAGGGAUAAAAUCCUGGAGUGGACGCGACACCUGCUCGCCCUGCUGCAUUAA